UUGUCGCCUCGGCGACUUCCUGUCAAGCAUACUCGUGACGCGUUUUUUGUUUUUUUUUUAGUUUAUCUUCCCACAACAAAUAUGCAACUGUUUCAAGUUUUAAAACUCAGGUAUUUUCACGUUGCAUGACACCUUCAUUGGUGUAGUAACUGUCCAAACUGCUAGCAAAAUGGAUGUAAUCGAGAGGACGUGUUGUGUUGUGACGGUGUCAGAUCCCCUUUCUGAUCGCAGACCCGGGAGCUGCAGUGGCGUUAUUCUCAAUGAACCAGCCGGAAUGGUGAUUUGCAGCGGUCUCCUAUUUUCCCGUUUUUUCGACGGUAAAGAAACUUUUUCUACGGACCACGGGUUCCUGUUGCCACACAGUUCGACUGAAAAAGUUAAUAUUCACGUACAUCUCUCUGAACAUCGAGAUCUGGACAUCAACCAGUGCGCAUACGAAGCAUCCACGGUUCACCGAGGCAGUGCAACCUACCAUCACAAAGCCACAGCUGAGCUAAUGCUGCUCGUCAACUGCUUGGAGUUCAGAAGGGCUUUCAAGUCAAUCUUCAGGGAGGCUGACAAGUGGCAUUUCCAUGGUAGCGAAGAGGACGAGGAACUGGUCAGAGACUCCCACCUCCUUAGCUGGUUUGCUGUACUCAAGUCAAGUCUUGUGGACGGUGCUCCGGAUUCAGGCACAGUUCCCUGGCUGAAAAGCUCCUCUCUCCAAAAAGGAUGCUCGGUCAUUGCAUGUGGUUCCCCCUUUGGUUCUCUGUACCUAGAUCUCUUCAGCAGCGCACUCAGUAAGGGCAUCAUCAGCAACCUAGCAGGAGAGGACAAUGCUGUCAUUUUCACAGAUGCCCGCUGUUUGCCCGGCACCGAGGGAGGGGGUCUCUUUCUACAAAACGGCAAUCGCGUGCACCUUGUUGGACUGAUCGUGUCUCCGCUGUGCUGGAAAGCAAAUGAGUGGAUAGGACUCACCUUGGUUUGCUCGGUGCAACUGAUCGUGAAGCAUAUAAUGUGCAGUGUGAAGGUUCAACAUCCACUGAAAGAGAUUCACUUUCAUAAGGGUGCAUCAGACCUGUUGAACACAACGCUUACCUCGGAAAACGAUAAAUACCCCACUGUGUGUUUGAUAGAUAGUGGACAGUUCUGGGGCUCUGGGGUUGUAGUUAGCCCCCAGCUGGCUCUGACCUGCCGGCAUGUUAUCAGUGGAAAGUCAUUUGUCACCCUGAGGUUCUCUCACAGGAAUAGGUUCACUGACGUUGUGGGAGAUGUGCUGUUUACCACUAAGGCAUCUUCACCCUAUGACCUGGCUUUAGUGAAGCUGAGACACCCUGCCCCUGAGGUAGUGGUCCCACGGUUGGCCGAGACCGUUCAGCCAGGUGAGGAUGUAGUGGUGGUCGGUUAUGGUGCGUUGGGUCGGAGCUGUGGACCCUCCAUGACCUGUGGUAUCCUCUCCAAAGUCAUCAGCUGGAAUUACCGACCUGUCAUGCUGCAGACCACCUGCGCAGUACAGGCAGGGGCCAGCGGGGGCGCUGUGGUUCGGGCACGCUCGGGAGAGUUGUUGGGUAUCGUAUCCAGCAAUACAAGGGACUUUGCCACCCAGGUGACCUACCCGCACCUCAACUUCAGUAUUCCUGUGACUGUAUUCCAGCCCUUGCUGCACCGUUUCAAUCAGACGAGAGAUGUUGAGGUGUUCAGGGCUUUGGACGCCACAGAGGAAGAAGUGUUAAGGGUGUGGAGGUUGCAAGGUGCUCAAAGCAAGCUUUAAUUAAUGUGAGAUUUGAAACGCUGCGGUAGAAACAUGGACACAGAUGCCCGCUUCUUGACUCGCUUAUGGAUUAACCGUUGUCAAAGGAACCAGCACUUGGAUAGAAUCGGUUUUAUUUGGUCUGAUGUUAGUUUAGUCAUUAGUUUUAUAAUAACUCAUAAAUCAUUUAAUUUUCAUGGUAAAAAAAGGAGGAGGAAUAAGUAUAAAUAGCUUGUCUGUCAAGGAGUCACUAAUGAAAUUUCAUGGUGUCAUGUGCCUUGAUCAUAUUUUAUUUUUAAACAAUCCUUAAUGUUAAAUAAUGUCUGAAAUUGCACCUUGCAAUUUCAACAUGACCACUUCUUAAAAGCUGUGUUAAAGUGAACAUAAGCUCCUUGAGUAGAAAUGUCAUAUUAUUAUUUCAUAGAAAUACCAACAUGAUUGUAUUUACAGCACUGCAAUUUCUUGUGAUUAA
Molecule: messenger RNA, 2201 nt
Organism: Lampris incognitus (smalleye Pacific opah)
Lineage: Eukaryota; Metazoa; Chordata; Actinopteri; Lampriformes; Lampridae
Gene: tysnd1
Product: trypsin like peroxisomal matrix peptidase 1
Exons: 4
Coding region: 170-1750 (526 amino acids)
Biological process (GO): regulation of fatty acid beta-oxidation; protein processing
Cellular component (GO): peroxisome
Molecular function (GO): serine-type endopeptidase activity
Source: RefSeq, a predicted model, not a curated record